Messenger RNA from Rubroshorea leprosula, 1630 nucleotides. NCBI's taxonomy places the organism in Eukaryota, Viridiplantae, Streptophyta, Magnoliopsida, Malvales, Dipterocarpaceae. The record is from the annotation of a GenBank genome assembly.
AACUACGUUGCUAUCAUUUUCAUCUGCCAUAGUGAUCUUUUCCUUCAAACAUAAGGAUUCCUUGAGAGUGGAUAUCCUCACAGACCCUAAAAAGCUACUUUGGUUAUGAUUGACUGAAAGAACCCAUGAAUGCAAAUAGUCUUAUUCUGUGUUUGGAUGCUUUUAACUCGUUUCUAAGGUCGGUUUUGGAUAUCUUAAUAUGGUUGGCUAUCUCAUCCUGCCUAAAGCAAAUUCCCUUGGCUCAAUAUUUCAAGGUCCAUACAGGAAAACAGGGACCCCCGUUCUUGAACCCACAUCCCCCUUCCUUCUCUUUAAGAUUUGAGAAUGACCCAACGAGCCUAAUCAAGUUAGCAAACAGUUCCUCCCACUUUCUUUCCUUCUCAGCACAGUCGGAGAAAAAGAGAUUCCUUUGAUGUCCCGCAAUCUUUUGCCUUCCAAAUAUUCCCUACAUCUUCUACAAAUAAAAGUCACCUACUGAUUCUUCUCUCAUACUCUCUCCACUAUCACCAUCUCAUUCAGAACAUAUCUCUUCCAGGUUUCUUCUUUCCCUCUGCUCACCUCAUGGUGCCGGAGUUAGAGAGACCUCGAGUCACAGAGAUACAAGUCCGGAUGGACUGCAAUGGGUGUGUGCAGAAGAUAAAGAAGGCACUGCAUGGAGUUGAUGGUAUCUAUGAUCUUCAUAUUGACGUUCCUCAGCAGAAGCUAACAGUAGUGGGGCGGGCAGAUCCAGAAAAAAUACUCAAAGCUAUAAGGAAAACGAGGAAGAUUGCAACCAUCUGCUCCCAUUCCGAACCAACAGAUCCUUCUGCUCAGCCACCAGAACAACCACCUGAAGGCACCCCACCAGCUCCUGAGACAGCAAACCAGCCUCCCCCAGCUGAAGAACAACAGGGUAAAGCGGCUCCUCAAGCUGAAUUACCACCCCAAGCAGAGCCACCCAGAGACCAACCACCGCCAGAGAAUCCACCAACAGAGGCCACACCAGCACCCGCUAGUGGUAACAUCAAUACCAGCCAGCCAGGACACACACCUAGACUAAAUAAUGUCGGAGAGGUCCAUGUAAUACACCACAAUCCACCCAACUACGGCUAUAUAUAUGACUAUGGUCACAGCUACAGUGGGCAUGGACACUGGAGCAGACACCCAAAUGUUCAGAGUUUUCCACCUCAGCCCCCACAACCUAUCUAUGUGAGACAACCUGAGCCACCUAGUGGCCAGAGUUUUUCACAUGAGCAACCCCAUCCUAUCUAUGGGAGACAACACGAGCAACCAAAUGCCCAGAAUUCUCCGCAUGACCCACCCCAGCCUAUCUAUAUGGGACAGAAUGAGCCACCCCAGCCUAUCUAUGUGACUCAUAGCUACAAUACAUACAGGCCAUCACCCUACAUCAUCGACCACCAGUAUAUCCAUUCACCACCGCCAUACCUACAUUACAGCUGGAUGGACUACUAUAAUGAAGAGAAUCACAGCAACGGCAACAACAAUGGAAAUAUUACAUCAAUUUUCAGCGAUGAAAAUCCAAAUGCAUGUAGAAUAAUGUAGAUAGUUUUGUAAAGAACGGUAUGCAAAGGGAGGUUUUUUCUUUUGCCUCCAAGACAGAAUUAAUUAUAAAUAAAUAACUUUAGAAAGU